Calypte anna (Anna's hummingbird) is the source of this 7368-nucleotide messenger RNA. RefSeq names its product obscurin like cytoskeletal adaptor 1 (gene OBSL1). The record is from RefSeq and is a predicted model, not a curated record. Lineage: Eukaryota; Metazoa; Chordata; Aves; Apodiformes; Trochilidae. Gene Ontology annotation, molecular function: protein binding. The transcript has 27 exons. Bases 100 to 7206 code for a protein of 2368 amino acids.
CUGACACCCAGGAGGGAGCUGGGGGAAGCAGCAGGAGCUGGUGUCGGCACUGGGAGACACAGUGAAGAGGCGACGGAGUGAGGCUGAUGAUCCCCCCUAAUGCCCCAGCCAGCUGUCUGCCGUGACUCUAGGAAGGUGAAAAUGGAGGGGUUUGGGGGAGCCCCCAGGUUCCUGGCCUAUCCACGUGCUUUCACGGUGCAAAGUGGUGCCGACGCAGUCCUGAGCUGCCAGAUCACAGGAGAUCCCCGUCCAAGCAUCCUCUGGGAGAAAGACAAGACCCCAAUCGAACCAGUGGGCCGCUUCCACAUGGAGGCCAAGGGAGACCUAUACAGCCUGCUGGUGUCCCACACUACCCCUCAAGACAGUGGGGUCUACAUUUGCAAGGCCAAGAACAGUGUUGGUGAGACUUACGCUGCUGCCACACUCAAGGUGGAAGCAAGGGAACCCUGGGUAGAGGGAUGCUCAGGUGAUGAGGCACCUGCCUUCCUUGUUGCACCCUCAUCCAUGAGAGUGUGCAGGGGGGAGGAUGUGAUGUUUGCCUGCAGAGUGUCUGGGCAGCCCUGCUCAGUGCUGGAGUGGGAGAAGGAUGGCCACAAGCUCUCUGACCUCUUUGAGAGCAGUCACUUUGUGGUGGGGCAGGAGCCAGAGGACUGGCACUUCCUGAAGCUGUUUGGCGCCCGGCCCCCAGACGCAGGGGUGUAUGUGUGCCGGGCACGCAGAGGGUCCCAGGAGGCAUUGGCUGCUGCUGUGCUCCUAGUUGAACCCCGGGCACCACUGGAUGGGCUCCCCAGUGGCUCUCCUGCUGAUGGCCCCAAGCUGCUGGCAGAGGGGCAGCAGCGGCGGCAUGCGAUGGGAUGGCAUGUGGGACCUGAGACCCAUGUGCCCAAUGGCAUGGUGCUGGCCAGGGCACGAGGGGCAAAGUCAUUCACUGUGAGUGUGGGGAAGCACGCCAAGUUUCGCUGCUAUGUCACUGGCAAGCCCAAACCAGAGAUCAUCUGGCAGAAGGACGGCAAGCCCCUUGCCACCAGCCGCAGGCACCUCAUCUACGAGGACCGGGAGGGUUACUUCAUCCUGAAAGUGCUGUACUGCAAACCCCAGGAUGAGGGGCUGUACAUCUGCACAGCAUCCAACACUGCUGGCCAGACCCUCAGCGCUGUUCAGCUCCAGGUGAAAGAGCACCGGCUGCGGUUCCAGGUACAGCUGGCAGAUGUGGAGGUGGCAGAGCGGGAGGACGCUGUACUGGAGUGCCAGGUGCCACUGGAGACCAUCUCCACCUCCUGGUACCUGGAGGACAGGGAGCUGCAGCCCAGCCACAAGUACGUGAUGGAGGAGCAAGGUGUGCUGCGGCGGCUGACUAUCCGUGAUGCCCGCACCGAUGAUGAUGGCAUUUACCUCUGCCAGAUGAAGGACAAGGGAUGCAGCAUUGCCGAGGUCUCCGUUCGAGGGGUGAUCACAAAGCGGCUGCCAAGGAAGCUGGAUGUGAUGGAGGGAGAAAAUGCAGUUUUCUGUGUGGAAACGCGGGAGGCGGUGGAGGGGAUCUGCUGGAGCAGGGAUGGGCUGCAGCUGCGGGAGUCACCCUGCACCGUGCUGAAGAGCUUUGGCAGGACUCAUCUUCUGGUACUGGUGCACAUCACCCGCCAGGACGCAGGUAUCAUCUGCUUCACCAUCGGGGAGUCACAGACAUCAUCCCAGCUCCGGGUCAAAUGUGUGAAGCGUGACCCCCCAAGUGCCCCGGUGGCAGCUGAGAUGAGUGUGGCAGAGAGCAAUGCAGCCCUGCUGAGGUGGUGUCCGGCACCCGAUGCCCACCUCCGCCCCCCUAGCCGCUACCUGCUGGAGCGGAGGGAGGUGGCAGGGUGUGAGUGGGUGCAGUGCUUGGCCACUGACCUGCCCGGCUGUGUACGGGUGCUGGGUGACGGCGUGCCCUGCGAGGCUGACUACUGCUUCCGUGUCUAUGCUGCCAACGAGCACGGCAGGAGCAGUCCCGUUGAGUUCCCUGGCUCUGUGCAUCUCGCUCCAGCAGCUCGCCUGGAGAGGGGUCUGCAGGAUGCCCGGGUGCAGGAUGGUGAGGAUGCACAGUUCUCCCUGGAGCUGUCAGCCACAGUGCAGGGCACCUGGUUCCUCAAUGGCACUAGGUUGCGCAAGGAGGAGGAAGAGGUGGGUGGCCGGUGGAGCGUGCAGCGCUAUGGGAUGGAGCACUCACUGCUGAUCCGGGGAGCGCGACUGGCUGACAGUGGGGCCCAGGUCACAUUUGUGUCUGGCAACGUGAGGGAAUCAGCCACACUGCAUGUGCAAGCCCCACAGGUCCACAUCAUUCCAGUGCCCGAGGCUGAGCAGCUCCGGGAGGUGCAAGCGGGGAUGCCUGUGCUUCUGGAGUGCCAGGUGUCCCCUGCAGAUGCCCCCGUCAGCUGGCUGAAAGAUGGCCAGGCUGUGCCCCUGGAUGAUGUUACAGCAGUGCAGGCAGAGGGCUGCGUGCGGAGGCUGCUCUUCCGCUCAGCAGGUCCCUCAGACACUGGCACGUACACCUGUGAUGCCGGAGACGAUGCUGUGAGCUUUGUGGUGACCGUGACUGAGGCACCAGUGAGGAUUGUGGGCUCGAACGAGGAGGCCCCCCAUGCCUACGUGGCUGGGCAGCGUGUGGAGCUGUGGUGCCAGCUGUCCCGCCCAGUGGCCCCAGUGCGCUGGUACAAGGAUGGGGAGGAGGUGGAGGUGGACGAGAGCCUGGUGCUGGAACAGGAGGGGCCAUGGUGCCGCCUGGUGCUGCCCAGUGCCCGGCCACAGGAUGCAGGGGAGUUCGUCUGCGAUGCCGGCGGGGACUCUGUCUUCUACACCAUCACUGUGGCAGAGGCACCGAUCAGGAUUGUCAGCUCCAACAAGGAAGCUCCCCAUGCCUACAUGGCUGGGCAGCGUGUGGAGCUGUGGUGCCAGCUGUCCCGCCCGGCAGCCCCAGUGCACUGGUACAAGGACGGGGAGGAAGUGGAGUCGGGUGAGAGCCUGGUGCUGGAGCAGGAGGGGCCGUGUUGCCGGCUGGUGCUGCCCUGUGCCCAGCCACAGGAUGCAGGGGAGUUCGUCUGUGAUGCCGGCGGGGACUCUGUCUUCUACACCAUCACUGUGGCAGAUCCACAGGUCCACAUUUCCCCAGUGCCUGAGGCACAGCAGCUCCAGGAGGUGCUGGCAGGGCUGCCUGUUCUGCUGGAGUGCCAGGUGUCCCCUCCAGAUGCUCCUGUCCAAUGGCUGAAGGACGGCAAGGCUGUGGUCCCAACCGAGGUCCUGGCCACUCUCUCAGAGGGCUGCUCACGGAGGCUGCACAUAACCACAGCUGCACUGACUGACUCAGGGAUAUACACCUGUGAUGCUGGAGGUGAUGCCACCAGCUUUAGGGUUACCGUGAGAGAGGCACCAGUGAGGAUCAUCAGCUCCAACAAGGAGGCCCCCCAUGCCUACGUGGCUGGGCAGCGUGUGGAGCUGUGGUGCCAGCUGUCCCGCCCGGCAGCCCCAGUGCACUGGUACAAGGAUGGGGAGGAAGUGGAGUCGGGUGAGAGCCUGGUGCUGGAGCAGGAGGGGCCGUGUUGCCGGCUGGUGCUGCCCUGUGCCCAGCCACAGGAUGCGGGGGAGUUUGUCUGCAAUAUGGGAGCCACGUCUGUCUCCUACCACAUCUUGGUGGCAGAGCCACCGGUGAGGAUCCUACACCCUCCACAGCGCUCACAGGAGGUGCGGGUGCAGGCACCAGGGCAUGUGGAGCUGCGGUGUGAGCUCUCUGUGCCAGAUGCUCCGGUCUGCUGGUUCAAGGAUGGGCUGGAAGUGGAUGAGACAGACAACCUGCUGCUGCUGGCAGAGGGGGCCUGGCGCUCCCUCCUUAUCCCAAGGAGCAGUGCAGAGGAUACGGGCGAGUACAUCUGUGAGAGCAAGGAUGAGGCUGUCUCCUUUGACGUCAAGGUGUCAGAGCCACCAGUGAGGAUCCUGCAGCCCCUCAGGCCUCCCCCUGUAGUGACAGUGUCCCUGGGGGAGACAAUAACACUGAGCUGUGAGCUGUCCCGUGUGGAUGCACCCGUGCACUGGGCCAAGGAGGGCAUCAGGUUGGAGGCUGGAGGCAGCCUGGUCCUGGAGGAGGAAGGUGCCCACCGCCACCUGCUCAUUCCUGUGGCCCAACCUGAGCACUCUGGAAAAUACGUCUGUGAUGCUGCUGAUGAUGCAGUGACCUUUACCGUCCACGUGUUGAACCCUCUGGUCAGGAUCCUGGAGAAGGACGUCCUGCCGACCCGCCUGCACUGCAAGGCCAUGGAGGACCUGGUGCUGGAGGUGCAUCUAUCACAUGCCCAUGGGGAGGUAAAGUGGUACAAGGACGGGGAGAAGCUGCAGGACACAGGGCGUGUGAGGCUGGAGGAGAAUGGGACACGCCGCUCACUCGUUGUCCUGGGCGCCAUGGGCAGAGAUACGGGGGAGUACCUCUGCGACACUGGUGAUGACAGCAUUGUCUUCUUUGUCACUGUGGAAGUCCCAGAGCCACCGGUGACCAUUGUAGGCAGCACUGGCACUGUGGAGCAUCGCUACCUGGUGGCUGGGGAGGAUCUGGUGCUCUCCUGUGAGCUUUCCCAUCCCAGUGCCACUGUGUGCUGGCUGUGGGAGGGCCAGGAGGUGCAGCCAAGUGAACGGGUGCAAGUCAAGGCCUGCGGGGUGCUGCGGCAGCUCACUAUCCAUGGGGUGCAGCCUGGUGACUCUGGGUGUUACAUCUGUGAUGCUGUCAGUGACCGUGUGGUGACAAGCGUGGAGGUGUCAGCCCAGCCUGUGCACAUUGUCAACAAGGAGGAGGUGCAGAGCCCACUGGAGGUGCUGGAGGGGGAGAGUGUGACACUGGUGGCCCGGCUGUCCCUGGAGACAGCAGUGGCACAGUGGCAGAAGGAUGGACAGACACUGCACUCAGGCAGGCGGCUUCUGGUGUGCAGUGAGGGCCCUGCACGCAGCCUCACCAUCAAGCAAGUGGAGCUGGGUGACAGUGGCAUCUUCCUCUGUGAUGCUGGUGAUGAUGAAAUGCAUUUUAUGCUGCAUGUGAAAGAGGCGCCUGUGCUGUUUGUGAACAAGCAGGAAGAGCAGGAGAAGCUGCUGGUACUGGAGGGUGGCAGUGCUGUGCUCUCUGCUGUCACCUCUACAGAGCAAGCCGAUGUCACCUGGCUGGGCCCAGAGCAGGUGGUGGUGGCGGGCGAGCGCUGUGAGCUGCGGCGGGACGGCCGAGUGCACAGCCUCGUCCUCCACAAUGUGGCCAAGGAGGAUGCUGGUGUCUACACCUGCCUCUCCCCUCAUGACCAGAUGCAGUUUGAUGUGAGCGUCCGAGAGCUGCAGGUGAAGUUCCUGCGCGGGCUGUCGGAUGUCCGUGCGCGGCAGGGCGAGCGGGUGGUGCUGUGGUGUGAGCUCUGCAAGGCACGGGGUGAUGUGAUGUGGCGGAAGGAUGGGCAGGUGCUGGUGCCUGGCCCCCAUCGGCAGAUGAUGGCAGAGGGGCGAGAGCGCUCGCUGGUGCUGAGCCACGUGGGGCCCGAGGACGCUGGAGAGUACUGCUGCGAAUCCAACGAUGACCGGACCCUGGCAAUGCUGACAGUACAGGUCCCCAGAGUGGUGGAGAUCAUCAUGGAGUUGCAGAGCCUGACAGUGCUAGAGGGGGAAGAUGCCACCUUCAAGUGCCUGGUGUCCCCUGAGGAUGUGGCUGUGACCUGGCAGAUGAAUGGCCAGCUCGUGGUCCCCAGUGAGCGGCUGCUGGUGAUGAGGAGUGGGCUAUGCCACAGCCUCACCCUGCGGCAGUGCCAGCCAUGUGAUGCAGCCACCGUGACAGCAAAUGCUGAGGGGCUGGUGAGCAUGGCCAGGCUGAGUGUACAAGAGGCACAGGUGCUGUUUGUACAGAAGCUGCGGGACAUGGUGGCAGAGGAGAAGGGGGAUGUGUGCCUGGAAGUGGAGGUGAGCCACGAGGCUGCUGAGGUGCAGUGGCUGAAGCAGGGAGUCCUCCUCCAGCCCAGCAGUAAGUACCAGCUGCAGGAGUCAGGGCGCCGGCGCACACUCACCAUCCACUGCCUCGGCCCUGCUGACCGUGGCACCUACCGCUGCGAGAGCCUGCAUGACCGCACACAGGCCAGGCUCUGCGUGGAACCCCAGAAAGUGUCAAUCCAGACACCACUGGCAGAUGUGGAGACCUUUGAGAAGGAGACAGCCACAUUCCACCUGGAGCUGUCUCACCCUGACGUGCCCGGCAUCUGGACACGGGAUGGCAUCCGAGUGAAGCCCAGCAGCACAUGUCGGAUCAGUGCCAUGGGCUGUGGGCACAGCCUGACGCUGGAGAGGCUGGCACUGGAGGAUUCCGGCACCAUCACCUUCACUGCUGACACCCUGCGCUGCAGUGCCCGCCUCCUCGUGCGGGAGCCUCCAGUCACUAUGGUGAAGGUACCACGGGAUCUCGGUGUCCCGGAGACAGGAGUAGCCAUCUUUGAAUGCGAGCUGUCUCGCCCCAGUGUGGAGGUGAAGUGGUUCAAGGAUGGGCAGGAGCUGCGGCCAGGGCCCAACUGCCGCAUCUACUCAGCGGGUCGGCGCCGUGUCCUGCAGCUGAGCCGCUGUGAGAUGGCCGAUGCCGGUACCUACACCUGCGAUGCAGGCGACUGCCAGACCUCUGCCACACUCCAUGUCCAGGAACGCCAGGUCCACAUGGUGCAGGACCUGCAGGAUGCCCAAGUACAGGAGGGUGACAACGCUGUCUUCACCUGCGAGGCUUCUCAUGAGGAUGUGAAGGGCGACUGGUUCCGGGAUGGGGAGAAAAUCAAGGUCUCCAGCACAGUGAAGAUACGUCAAGAAGGGACACGGCAUUUCCUACUACUCUGCAGUGUGUGCCCUGAGGACGCGGGACUCAUCCGUUUUGUGGCCGGGACAGUCAGCUCGGAGGCCAGCCUGUCAGUGGAAGCGCUGCCCAUUCGGAUCGUGAAGCCACUGCGGGACAAGACAGUGCUGGCACGGCACAAAGCGAUACUGGAGUGCACUGUGUCCCACGCCCGGGGUCGGGUGCGCUGGUUCCGUGGGGACACAGAGAUCUUUGCUGGUGACAAGUAUGAGAUCUGCAACCUGGACUGUUACCGCACGCUCAUCAUCCACCGUGUGGGCCCUGAGGACGAGGACACCUACACCUGUGAUGCCUUUGAUGACCGUUCCACCGCCCGUCUCCUUGUGGAAGGGAGCUAGAAGCCAGAAUGAGGUGCUCAGGGCCUGCACACCGAUGGAUGGAUGCUGCUGCUGGGAGAUGGGACCAUGCUUUCCCCAGGAUGCACGGACACAUAGACACCAUCCCCAGCCUGUUCUGGCCUCAGGGCCCUGCAUUAAACAGCUUUUUUUUUUCUUUUCUGA